GAAACGAAAUUGUACUGAACCAAAUCCCAGCGCGGGAGGAUUCUAGAAAGUCCGGAAGGAAGGAAACGGGCUCUACCUUCUCACCUUCCGUAAAUCAAUGCAAAAUUCCACUUCCCAGGAAGAGAGUGUUGUUCCCUCUCGGAGAAUGGCAUUGGCACCGGCGACCCACAGCGACGGACCUCUCUUUGCGGAGGUAGAUAUGGGCGGCGACUCCUCUGCUCCAACCGUCCGCGCCACCGUGGUCCAGGCCUCCACGAUCUUUUACGACACACCGGCCACUCUAGAUAAGGCUGAGAGAUUACUGGCAGAGGCAGCCUCAUUUGGUUCACAGCUUGUUGUUUUUCCGGAAGCCUUUGUGGGUGGCUAUCCACGUGGAUCAAACUUUGGCGUUACAAUUGGGAACCGCAUGGCUAAGGGUAAAGAAGAAUUCCGGAAGUAUCAUGCUUCAGCUAUUGAUGUGCCUGGUCCCGAAGUUGAUCGAUUGGCUGCCAUGGCUGGAAAAUACAAGGUUUAUUUAGUGAUGGGUGUGAUUGAAAGAGAUGGAUAUACACUCUAUUGCACAAUUCUGUUCUUUGAUUCUCAAGGCCAUUUUCUAGGAAAACAUCGCAAAGUCAUGCCAACAGCUUUGGAACGUAUAAUAUGGGGAUUUGGAGAUGGAUCAACAGUUCCAGUCUUUGACACUGCAAUUGGGAAAAUAGGUGCUGCCAUAUGUUGGGAAAAUAAAAUGCCACUUCUAAGGAUGGCAAUGUAUGGAAAAGGUAUUGAGAUAUAUUGUGCACCUACUGCUGAUGCAAGGGACAUAUGGCAAGCAUCCAUGACCCACAUAGCUCUUGAGGGUGGGUGUUUUGUUUUGUCGGCCAACCAAUUCUGUCAAAGGAAAGAUUAUCCACCUCCUCCAGACUAUGUAUUUCAUGGGACAGAAGAAGAUCUUACUCCAGAUUCUGUUGUUUGUGCUGGAGGCAGUGUCAUUAUUUCACCAUCAGGCACUGUUUUAGCGGGCCCCAAUUUUGAAGGGGAGGCACUUAUCUCUGCUGAUCUAGAUCUUGGGGAAAUAGCACGUGCAAAGUUUGAUUUUGACGUUGUUGGACACUAUUCAAGGCCUGAAGUGUUCAGUUUGACUGUGAAAGACCAUCCAACAAAUCCCGUUACUUUUACAUCAGUAUCUGGGAAAACUAAGUAGCUCCUACACGUAAUACCAAAAUAUUUUACUGAAACCUGUUUCAAGUGCUAGCCUGAAUGCUGAAAGAGAUUAUAAGCUAUCAUCACGACUGUUGUCCGGUGGUGUACUGGAUGCCCUUAUGUUUAGAAUCUUCUUUGCACGGUUGCAUUCACAUGUUGUCUUAAUUAGUCGUAUGCAUAUGUUGGUAUGCAUAUGCUUCUCGUUGCCAAUAGUUUGAGAUAUGAACGUUUCUCCUGUUUGUUACUUGCAAAACUCCGAUUGUAAAUAAAACAGUUAUGAUGACAAGUUGUUCAUUGGAUGAUCGCAAGUUUCAUUAUCAAGAAGCUAUGGUUCCCAUUGGUUGCGAUGUUGA
Messenger RNA from Diospyros lotus (date-plum), 1532 nucleotides. RefSeq names its product bifunctional nitrilase/nitrile hydratase NIT4A. Lineage: Eukaryota; Viridiplantae; Streptophyta; Magnoliopsida; Ericales; Ebenaceae. The coding region runs from base 98 to 1180 and encodes 360 amino acids. Gene Ontology annotation, molecular function: nitrile hydratase activity; nitrilase activity. Gene Ontology annotation, biological process: detoxification of nitrogen compound. The transcript has 5 exons. The record is from RefSeq and is a predicted model, not a curated record.